AUGAAAAAACAGAACGUUCGUACCUUAACACUUAUUGUUUCGACAUUCAGCUAUUUGCUCGUUGGUGCGGCCAUAUUUGACGCGCUCGAAUCUAAUACAGAAGAUUUGUUGCGCAAACAAUAUCAAUUGGCCGAAACGAGCAUGCUCCAAACAUAUAAUAUAUCUCAGAGUGAAUAUUUUGAACUUGAAGAUAUCGUUAUCAAAUAUCAACCACAUAAAGCUGGUGCACAAUGGAAAUUUCCAGGAGCAUUCUAUUUUUCUCUUACUGUCAUAACAACUAUCGGCUAUGGCCAUUCUUGUCCUACUACAAGUUGGGGAAAAUUCUUUUGUAUGCUAUAUGCUGUUAUUGGUAUUCCACUUUGUCUUGUUAUGUUUCAAUCUGUUGGUGAACGUUUAAAUAAUUUUGCUAGUUGGUGUAUAAAAUCAAUAAAAAAAUGUAUUAAAUUACGUCAUUAUGAAUCAACACAAACUGAACUUGUUAUCGUCGGAACUGUUCUAGCUGUUGGUGUUGUUACAGGUGGUGCCGCUAUGUUUCAUCAUUAUGAAGCAUGGGGAUAUUUUAAUUGUGUUUAUUAUUGUUUUAUAACAUUAACAACAAUAGGUUUUGGUGAUUUUGUUGCUUUACAAACAAAUGAAGCAUUAAAUACAAAUGCUUUUUAUGUUGUUCUAUCUAUGACAUUUAUUCUAUUUGGUUUAACAGUUGUUGCAUCAUCAAUGAAUUUACUUGUAUUAAGAUUUUUAACAAUGAAUACUGAAGAUGAACGUCGUGAAGAAAUUCAAUCAGCUGUUGCACGUAAUUCACUACGAUAUGAUAGUGAUAUUCUUACUCCAAAUGGUGGACUUAUUCCAUCUUUACUUUCCGAUCAGUAUGAUUAUUUAUCAACUGAAUUAACACCAUCAGAAUCAGAACCAUGUCAUUGUUGUUCAUGUUUUAAACGUAAAAAAAAAGAUCGUAAAAAAUUUACUGUUCGUCGUAUGCCGGGAAAAAUUGCACAUCUUGUACCAAUGCAACGGUUUGAUUCGGUAACGAUGAAAAAAGUUUUAUCAGAAACGAAACCGUCCAAUACUGAUUAUUAUCUGCAUUCAUCAACUAAAGUACCAUCAAUGCCAACAACAUCAGGAUUUGGAACUAAGACAUUAGUAGAUGAAUCUCCAAUGAUGGAUUGGCCACCACCGCCACCAUUUUCUUCUUCUUGUCAUCUUCCUAUUCAUACAUCCAUAUCAAAUAAUUCUUUAAAAUUACCUUAUGAACAAGCAAAAUGUGUGAAUAAUAAUGAUCGUGACAAGGCUAUUUCUCAAUCGAGAUUACCAACAAAACUUUCUCGUUUUCAAGAAGACACUGAGUUGAUUCCACUUCGACUCGAUGUCAAUGUCAAACGAUCUUCCGUGUGA
This is a messenger RNA of Rotaria sordida, 1392 nucleotides long. The record is from the annotation of a GenBank genome assembly. Lineage: Eukaryota; Metazoa; Rotifera; Eurotatoria; Philodinida; Philodinidae.